Schistosoma mattheei is the source of this 1658-nucleotide messenger RNA. The record is from the annotation of a GenBank genome assembly. NCBI's taxonomy places the organism in Eukaryota, Metazoa, Platyhelminthes, Trematoda, Strigeidida, Schistosomatidae.
CUUCAUUAACCCGCUCAAGAGGAAGCUAGGCGUUCACAGAAGCAUAAUGGAGAAGAAGAAAAAUGAGCUAUAAGCCUUCUGUUCUUACUACACAAAUCUAAAUCUGUGAAUUGAAUUUUGGAAUAUUUACGUUGUUGCUAGUUCUUAACUACUUGUCUCAAAUUAAAAAAACUCAAGACGUUACCGGAUUUCGUUUAAAAUCAUAAAGUGAAGGUCAGAGUUCAUCUGGUGAAUUAAAGCGCUUGAGAGAAAACGUCUUAGGUUGUAUAUAUAUAUAUAUCUUGAUAAAAACGUGAUUUUCAGGAUUGGAUACUCGUAUAAACUAUUUAUAUGGCUCAAAUUAGUGUUAAUGGGACCAAAGCAGUAAGUGACAAUGGAAAUCAAUCUACUGACGAUGAUGUUAUCCCCACAAGCAUCUUCCAUUGGAAGUGUUAUGAAGGUUACCUCAGGACAUUUCCUGCAAUGAUUAAGUUAUGCGAACUAUUGUGUAUCUUCAUAGCAUUUAUCAUCAGUUUCUUGGAUAAGAAUUUCCUAUCAGUUGGUGGUUCAUGGCUGACCGUAACAACUGCGUUAUCAUUCAUUGUCACCGCAUUUUUCCUUGUCUUCCAUCUCUUUCUUCUGCAUCGUUUUAUUGCGGCUCCUUGGUGUCUAAUCGAACUUGCUGCCUAUGUUAUCGUAUGCAUACUUGUGUUUUCAAAUGGAGUACUGUCUGCAGCAUAUUCUCAUUUAAGUGGUAUUAUAAUAGCAGAAACGAUUUUCACCUUCAUGGCUCUCGCUAUUUAUACAGUCGACAGUUUAGUUGCCUUCAAAAUUUUUACAGCUGGGCGCUAUUACGAUUAAAGUGUGCUAUCUCAUGAUUAAGUAUUCUGUUGUUCGCUUGUAAUUUUAGACAGUCCUUAAUGCAAUUCUUAAGAUGUCCUUGUUCACUAACUUACCGCUUCAUAUUAAAAAUUUUAAGAUUUCAAAUUACGAUGUAACAUUCAAGAAACCUGACUUCAGUAUUCUUGAACUGUUUUUACCACAUAACUACAAAAUAGAUCUGAUCCUGUUUGGCAUAAUAAUAUCAAGCAAGAAACCUACAUACCGACUUACACAGAGGUUUUGUUCUUUGUUUGCCUUAACUUAGUUAACAUCGUUUUAAGCUUAUCAAUACAGUAUUUAAAUUAUUCCUGUCACUAAAGAUUCCCCGGAAGCACAUAACAAAAGACAAGUCCUCUUUCUGUUUUGCCGUCUUACUGGUUUACAUAGGACGAAGCAUUUGAUGACUCCCAUAUAGUGGCUUAACUACUUUUAUUUAUUUAAACACAUAAAUACCAGUACAAAGAGGCACCAAAUAGAUGUGCCACACAAAUCAUUCAAUUUCUGUGAGGGCUGGGAUGCUGCCCAGGUGCCUAAACUGAAGCAGGUGGUUUCCUUAGGGGGAGCCUUCGACCUAAAGGUCUGAUCCACAAGACAGUGGAGCAACGUCAGAGGAUGCAGUCCAAUGGCAGUCGGUGACCAACAAUAGGUUCAUACACUAUUUGUUCCGUCAGGAUACUGGAGCCCAAAUAAACCAUUGGUUUGGAAUCAGGGUUUCCCAACUCCUCUAGGUGUACUCUCCAUGUCCACCAAGCCGGUUAAAGCGCCGGACAUUAGCUUUUCAUCCUCUCAAUUUCGUA